This is a messenger RNA of Herpailurus yagouaroundi (jaguarundi), 1596 nucleotides long. Its product is annotated as protein FAM47E-like. Gene Ontology annotation, cellular component: chromatin. The transcript has a single exon. The record is from RefSeq and is a predicted model, not a curated record. NCBI's taxonomy places the organism in Eukaryota, Metazoa, Chordata, Mammalia, Carnivora, Felidae. Gene Ontology annotation, biological process: transcription initiation-coupled chromatin remodeling. The coding region runs from base 14 to 1243 and encodes 409 amino acids.
GCCACUGGAACCAAUGCCCCUGGGCAUGAACUGCAAGCCCUGGUACAAGGACAAAUUACCUUCCAAGUGUUUUGCAAAUCACAAGAAGCAGCUUCUGAAGUUCCCCACCUCCCUGGACAGCCGGAGGUGGAUAUUUGUGAAAGAGGGGCUGGAUGACUUCAGAAGGGGGUGUCCACCUUGUAAAGGUCUGAUCACUCGCAGACCUAAGGAGGGCUUUCUCCCUGGGAUUACUCACAGAGUUCCCCAACCUGCCCCAACAAAGAGUCAUAAAAAGCUGACCAAUGAAGCAGACCUGUUUUCUACUCUCUCACCAGCCCAGCUAGCACGGAAGGCAUUCUUAGAGGACAUUGAGGCCCAACUGACUGAGCAUCCCUUGGCUCUCUACCCAGAUUUGGAGAAAGAUCUACCUGCAGACCUUUUACUAAAGGUGCUGGAAGUGCUGGAUCCUGACAGGAAGCUGGAGACCACUUGGGCUUCUUGUAAGAACACUGAGAAAAGAAGGAAGUCUCCCACAAAGCGUUGUGAGAAAUGUCCUGCCAAAGUUGAACUUCCCAAGAAGACUCGUGGGUCACAUCCAGACAAAGUGCCUCCUGAAGAAAAGAAAUCAAGCACAGAUGAUUUGCUCAAAAUUCCUCCUCUUCAAAGAAAAGUACCAAGAGAUGUUUGUAAAUUCUGCAAAUGGGUUGCUACUUUAGAAGACUUGGGCAUUGAAGAGUUCAUCAUGAAACCAUCUGACCUUGGCUAUGAGUGCAAACUAACCCGUAAACUGGUCUGCCUGAAGAAAGUAAACCAGGUUCCUAUGGAUCUAAAGAACAGGAAGGGGCUAGAUGAGACGGAGGCCAUAAGAUUCUCCUUACAGGAUAAAGAUUGGGAGAAGAAACUCCAGCCACCAGAGAAUCCUUAUAAACCCAAUUGGGUGAAAAUGAGGUAUGGAGCAUGGUGCCUGAAGCCCAAGUUGUGGGAAAAGCUAAUAAAUGAUGAACCUUUGAUUGACCCCAAGGUCUUACUUGAAGGUCAAGAUGGUAGUUUUGAAAAGAAAGUUCCUGAAAAGGAUAUUAUUGAAGAUCUUUAUGGAACAAUUGCCUUUAAAGAUUUCAUUCAACUCAAGGGCUACAGGAUGCCAGGCUUCCUUGAGAAGUUGUUUACCAGGAAGGGAUGGAGCUAUGAUUCUGUUAAGACUCCUAUAGAACGAGUAAUGAAAAUGUACUCAAAUGUAGAAGAAGAUCCAUAUGAAGAUGUUUAAACAUUUUUCUACUUACUGCUUACUUUGUGAUUUCUCUUUCAUUCUAACAUCAACUAGAAUUCAUGAUGAGUAUUCCACUGUGCAUGUGCAAUUUUGAUUCCACAUCUGUCAAUUUAACACCUAAUGUCUAUAAAGAUUCCUCAAUGACCUUCUGCUUGGGUUCAUCAAUAUUUUUUUAACUAUGAAAUCAAUAUUCAUAUAUACUCUUCUUACAUUUUUAUAGCAUGGCGAAUAUUAGAUCAUUAUAUCAUUUGUAAAAAUAAAACUAUAAAAGAAUUACUUAACAAAAUAACCUAGUUAUGUCAACUACAAUAUGAAAGGAAUUUCAAAAUAAAUGUGCCAAGUAAAAGAGA